Messenger RNA from Oldenlandia corymbosa var. corymbosa, 1945 nucleotides. NCBI's taxonomy places the organism in Eukaryota, Viridiplantae, Streptophyta, Magnoliopsida, Gentianales, Rubiaceae. The record is from the annotation of a GenBank genome assembly.
CAAAAAAUAGAACACAAUUUUAGUUCACCAAGCCAACCAAUAUGGGAUUCCUAUCAGGUCGUUUACUUGUGGGGAUUCUCUUGGUUCUCCAUGUGUAUGGAGCACAUGGAAAUGUUGAUAUUUUUCGGGUUGGCUUAAACCAGAUCAACCGUGAUGCUCCCCCUUUGACCCCUACAUUUGGUUUGCAAUCGCUGAAUCGUAGUAGUUUCCCUAAAGGAUUCGUCUUUGGGGCAGCUACCGCUUCUUACCAGGUUGAAGGAGGAUGGAAUGUUGAUGGCAAAGGUGUUAGUAACUGGGAUUAUUUUACGCACAAAUACCCAGAGAAGAUUGCAAAUCGCAGCAACGGAGAUGUAGCAGAUGACUCCUACCAUAGAUACAAGGAUGAUGUGAAACUUUUGAAGGAUAUGAAUGCCGAUUCAUACCGUUUCUCUAUUUCCUGGUCCAGAGUUGUGCCCACUGGCAAGGUCAGCAAAGGGAUAAACCGGAAGGGAAUUCAGUAUUACAACAACCUCAUCAAUGAACUCCUUAAAAAUGGUUUGACCCCAGCUGUAACUCUUUUCCAUUGGGAACUUCCCCAAGCUCUUGAGGAUGAAUACAAGGGUUUCUUGAGUCCUAAGAUCAUAAAAGAUUUCCAUGACUUCGCAGACGUGUGCUUUAGGGAAUUUGGUGAUCGUGUUAAAAUUUGGAUUACAUUCAACGAGCCAUUUACCUACAGUCAAUUUGGUUAUGACAGCGGGUUGACUUCCCCCGGCCGAUGCUCACCGUGGGUAGACAAGACCUGCGUCGGAGGAGAUUCCGCCACCGAGCCCUACAUUGUCACACACUACCAACUCUUGGCUCAUGCCGAUGUUGUUCAGCUCUACAGAACCAAAUAUCAGGCUAAGCAAAAGGGUAAAAUUGGGAUGACAAACGUUGCUAUCUGGAUGGUGCCUUUGACAAAUUCAUCAUAUGACGCCCGUGCUGCCCGUCGUGCUUUGGACUUUAUGUAUGGAUGGUUUGUGAAUCCUAUAGUAUAUGGUGAUUACCCAACGACAAUGAAAGCUAUUGUUGGCAAACGUCUUCCAAAAUUCACGCCGGCUCAAUCCAAACUACUCGCCGGAUCCUAUGAUUUCCACGGCUUGAACUACUACACUGCCUUGUAUGCUUCCCGCCCGACCACCCCUCCGAACACAGCUCAAGUUAGAUACAUUACAGACAACCAUGUUGACCUUUCUGCUACUCGUAACGGAGUGCUUAUCGGAGAGCAGGCUGGUUCAGAUUGGCUUCACAUUUAUCCAUCAGGAAUUCAGUCGCUUCUUGAGUACGUAAAGCAACAUUACAAAGACCCAGAAAUUUACAUUACAGAGAAUGGGGUGGACGAAGUAAAUAAUCCCAGAUUAUCUCUUGAGCAAUCACUUCAAGAUAGCUUCAGAAUCCAAUUUUACUACCGCCAUCUUCAAUACGUCCGGAACGCAAUCAAGAAUGGAGUAAAAGUCAGAGGAUACUAUGGAUGGUCGCUCAUUGACAAUUUUGAGUGGCAAAAUGCAUACACAGUUCGUUUUGGAAUCAACUUUGUCAACUACACCACUUUGGAAAGGUUUCCUAAGCUAUCAGCCCGUUGGUUCAGACAAUUCCUCCACGAAUGAAAUUAAGUCAACGUUGCUUCAUAUCAUGUAAUUGGAAAUUAAGUCUCGUUUUCUUUUUCUCUCUUCUUUUCAUGAUGAGCUGAGAUUUGUGAUUUACUUCUUGCGGCUUAAGUUAGGAGCCAAAUAAUAGAAGAAAACACCCUCCUCAUUAGGUGUAGUCUUCUUCUUCGAGAUCUGUUUGUUUGAGUUUUCCUGUGCAAUUGUAUUGUUUGUUGUAACAUCCCAGUUAAAUGAAACAUAUAUUAGUCUCCUGUUUGCUCAUGAAUCCGGUAACGGUUUAAUGAAAGUUACGAAUCGAGGAUACAAUCUUCUACUUUUAC